Striga asiatica is the source of this 906-nucleotide messenger RNA. Lineage: Eukaryota; Viridiplantae; Streptophyta; Magnoliopsida; Lamiales; Orobanchaceae. The record is from the annotation of a GenBank genome assembly.
AUGUCGAACCUAGUGGUGGUGGUGGACAACGGCGGCGGCCUCAUAAAGGGCGGCAUCGGCGGCGAGCGAGAGCCGGCGUGCGUCGUCCCCAACUGCACCGCCCGCCCCCCUUCCUCCAAGAAGUGGCUCCUCGCCGACCAGCUCCUCUCCCCCUCCGAGGACCUCACCUCCGCCACCAUCCGCCGCCCCUUCGACCGCGGCCACCUCAUAAACCCCGACCUCCAGUCCUCCCUCUGGGCCCACCUCUUCACCAACCUCCUCAAAAUCCACCCCCCGAGCUCCUCCCUCCUCCUCACCGAGCCCCUCUUCGCCCUCCCCUCCAUCCAGCGCGCCGUCGACGAGAUCAUCUUCGAGGAGUUUAACUUCAAGGCACUCUUCGUGGCGGACUCCCCGUCUCUCGUGCACCUAUACGAGGCUUCGAGGAGGCCGUACGGACUCCUCUCGAGGGCUCAGUGCAGCUUGGUGGUCGACUGUGGGUUCAGCUUCACGCACGCGGCCCCGGUUCUCCAGAACUUCACCCUAAAUUAUGGGGUCAAGAGGAUGGAUCUCGGGGGAAAAGCGCUGACGAACUAUCUCAAGGAGCUCGUCAGCUACCGGAGUGUGAAUGUGAUGGAUGAGAGCUUUAUUAUGGACGAUGUGAAGGAGAAGCUGUGCUUUGUCUCUCUUGAUGUGCAGAGGGACCUCAAGAUUGCCAGGAAAUCUGGAGCUGACAAUAUAUUUCGGUGUACUUACGUACUUCCUGAUGGUAUAACUUAUACAAAAGGUUUUGUGAAAGAUCCCAAUGAAGCAAAUAGAUACCAAGCCUCGAAAGAUGGAACUUCUCCAGCAGGGGAGAAGCAUUAUGUGGACACACAGCAUGUUAUUGACAGAACUCGGGAGCAUAAGAGCAUUGACCUAACAAAAAAU